This is a messenger RNA of Macrosiphum euphorbiae (potato aphid), 2127 nucleotides long. The record is from the annotation of a GenBank genome assembly. Lineage: Eukaryota; Metazoa; Arthropoda; Insecta; Hemiptera; Aphididae.
AUGCAAGAUCAGCCGACGACGUCAGAGUCGGAGGAACUCGUAACCGCGAAAUCUAUACCAGUUCACUGCAUAGUGGAAUCGAUCAACCAUGUUUAUCAGUGGAGCCAAAAGCACUCGCCGUCACUGCAUCGUCCUAAAGGCCACGUAGAAUUGGACAGAUUCGUCAUCAUCCCGAACAACACUGCGUUUAGAGAUUUGACGGAAGCCGCAUUGGUACGCCUGGGCUAUUCCAAAGACACGGCAGCGGCGUCGAAGGGAUUGGUAGUGCUGAAGAACUGGUUACCGUUAGACCUGGACACAAUCGCCGAAGAUCCGGUGCUGACAGUGAACGACGUCCUCGGAGAACUCACCACCUUAGCUACUCUGAGAAUACUCGUGUUCCGGGAAACGAAAAACCGAUUUUCCGAUUUGAAAGACAAACUGUUGAAACUGCUGUUGGUACAAAGCCAAACGCAGCUGACAGCUUCGGGAUGUCCCCUGGACGAAGCGAUAAUAUUGCAGAUGAUGAAGGUAGGGCAAGCUUGCCCAGAUUUGCCCGAAGAUUUGUACAAAAAAUUCGAACAAUGGUGGAUCAUGCAAUCGUCAAACGUCGUUCCCAAAAUACAGCCAUCAGUAUUACCGCAAUCAGUGAGAGACAUGUUCUAUCGUAACGGCUCGUCGCCAAGGCAGUCAAACAUGCAAGACAACCCCGCAAAUUGUAUUGUUCCUAAAUCAGACCCCAAGACACACAGUCUCCAGUCUGCUUCUCAAAAUCAGUUCCAAGGUCAAAAAACGCGUAUGCGUACUAGCUUCGAUACAGAACUCGAACUCCCGAAAUUGCAAGCUUGGUUUGCUGAGAAUCCUCAUCCAAGUAGACAACAAAUACACCAUUACGUGAGUGAAUUGAACAAUUUGGAAUCGCGAAAAGGUCGUAAGCCGUUAGACGUCAACAACGUCGUAUAUUGGUUUAAAAAUGCCAGGGCAGCUCAAAAACGGGCUGAAGUACGUGGCACAAAUUCAGGCGUCGCAGACAAUAUGAACUCGACGACCAACGACGGCAACGUGAACGGUUACUGUAAGAGCAGCAGUCCCAGCGAGCACGGGGGCAAGUCGUACAGCGGGCAGGGGUCGGUGAGCGAGGCCGAAGACGACGACGACGACGAAGAGUUCGAUGACAACCGGGACGACGGCGACGAUGACGACGACACGAAACCGCCGAUGAGCCCUCCGGCGGAACAGCCGAUAUCGUUGACCACACACGGGCGGUUUAGUAACGGCGAAACUCUGUUGCAGUCUCCAAGACCGCAAUCGCGCAGCUCGCAGCAGAGCCCCGAACAUAAGGUGAUGGUGAUCAAGGAAGAGCCACCAGAUAAGGAUAAGACGACUGUGACCACUGGACUGAACAAUAACGAUUACGAGGACGAGGAUGAUUUCGACGAGGACAUGAUAGACGAUGAAGGGUCGGACGGUGGCGGUGGUGACGACCGCGACGGGAUCGGCAACAGCUGCAAACGGUUAUCAUCGCAACAACAACAGUCAGCGAUGUCUUGCACCACCAGCCCAGUGGACGACCACCCAGUUGCCACGGGACACCACCACCACCAGGCGACACCGCCACCCCCGCCCCCGCCGCUGUUCCACCGCGCCGCCGAUCUGCACCAGCCCCUGGUCCGGCCCGGGUUCUCGAUGGUGCCAAACUCAAUGUUCGGCCACAGCUUCAUGUACAUGAGCCAAUGCUUGCCCGGCUUCAAUAUGGGCCGCCGGCCACAGACCGGCACUCCGCCGCCGCCACAAUCGCAACAACCUCAGGUGUCGUCUGCAGCCACCGCAGCGGGCCUAAAUCUGUCGGCGCUGGCCGAGGAACGCCGGAAACGGAACCGGACGUUUAUCGAUCCGGUGAGCGAGGUGCCGCGGCUCGAACAGUGGUUCGAGCACAACACGCAUCCGUCGCACAGCCUGAUCGCCAAGUACACGGACGAGCUGAACCGGAUGCCGUACCGGCAAAAGUUCCCUCGGCUCGAGUCGAAGAACGUUCAGUUCUGGUUCAAAAAUCGCCGGGCCAAGUGCAAGCGACUAAAGAUGUCCCUGUACGACGCCAUGUCGCCUAAGGAUCAAUUCUCCAUGCCCACGUACCUCAAUCACGAUUGA